UGUCUUAAUAACCACAAUAUCGGUGUGAAUAUAAUGGUAUUAAGUUCUAGAUGUAUCUUCUUCAUAAAAGGGAAUUGGAAGAGAAUUGUGUUUUGUAAACACAGAUUAAUGAUUGAUUGUUGUGUUAUAGUUUGCGAAACGGCAGUAAAAAUUUGAUCCCAGAGCCUAAAAUCACGCACUCUAUGCAUUUCAAUGUCCCAGAAACGGUUGAUUGGAUCCAGCGUACUCUAUGGAAGAUUAUUUUCACAGCAUUCGUAAAAAAGGAAGGUAUUUUCGGUAAAAAAGAUUUCCAAAACAGCCUUCUGUUCUGCCACAAUGCUUCGAUAAACAUUAAAAGUAAAUAUUAUGAUUAUCAUUGUUCCAUAACAUUCUUUUGUCCAGUGUCUAAUUACAUAAUUUUACCAAUCAAAGUUAACCGUUUUAAAUUUUUCAUUUAAAAUCGGUGAAUUGUUAAAAUCGUUGUUUCACCUGUUCUUAUUUUACAUAUAGUGAUUCAACAAAAAUACCACACAUCCUCUUGACGGCAAUUAGUUCGAGUAUCCAAGUCUGUCGGCAAGAAGUUUUUAAAGGCACCACAAAGCGCAAAGAUUCAAGAAUAUGGCUCGAGGAAGCACUAGCAUGUUCGCGUUCGCGCUUUUUACUUUUCUCUUCUACGGAUCCCAUGCCGCACAUCGGCACAAUGAGAAUCAAAGAGGAGGAAGAUUUUCCAAACUUAGUGGAAAGGCAUUGGAGGGGUUCGUCAUCGCCACGCACCACGUGACAUCCCCUGUUUGGUGUGGCGCGCAGUGCCUGGAGAACACACAGUGCGCCUCAUACAACGUGAAGAAUGGUGUCACGUGUGAGCUGAACAACGAAACCAUGGCAACACAGACCGCGUCUCUCAAGACAGACCAAAAAGCAGACCACUACUACAACGAAGACAUUGAGUACAAGUCGUGUUUGGACCACAUGAAGGGAGGGGCAACCGAAUCAGGCAUCUACACUAUCACCUUCAGCGAUGGAGCGCGGGGCAAAGUGUGGUGCGACCUGACAUCUGAGCCAAAUUCUGCCUGGACAAUGAUACUCUCAUUUGCAAUGAAGAACAGAAAGAUCCGAGCGUUCUGUGACGACCCCUUAAAACUCAACUCCCCAAGGCAAAGCGAAAACCCAAACUGGCAAGACUACCGCAUUGAGCUCUCAAAGAUGCAGCAUCUUGUCGCCCAGUCCACUCACUGGCGCGCCACCACAGGGUUCCCAGUCUACGGCGUCGAUUACCGUGAUUACGCGAGGGGGCUGUUGUCAAAGCUCAACGUUUUCACUGAUACUUCCUCUUGCCACGACAUUGAGUACGUGAAUGUGCGCGGCUACUCCGCCACCGACUCGGCCGCUUCCUUUUGGCAUACGGUCGGGUGGGUUUUACAUAUUGAUACCUCGGUGACGAGUUGCGGACUUUAUGCUCCUAAUUUCGCGUAUAGUGAGAACACAUUUGGUGUUUAUUGCCAUGAGGCAUCUUGGAAUUCCAAAUUUCGAGGAUGUGAGAACGAUGAGAGCACGACCCAGUGGUGGUUUGGAGGGUAUAAUAUGGACUGAUAUUCACUCUCAGAUACACACCCAGUGGUGAUUCUGGGAGUAUAAAAACUGAUAUUCACUCUCGGUUACCGUACAACCAAUGGUUGUUCGGAUGAUAUUUAAACUGAUAUUUACUCUCAGUUACCUCACUCCCAGUGGUGGUUCAGAGUAUAUGAACUGGCAUUCACACUCAGUGAUGGCUUGGAGGAUAUAUGAAGUGACAUUCACUCUCAGAAACCUACAACCACUGGUGGUUCGCAGGGUGUAUAAACUGAUAAUCACUAUAAAAUAACCGCACCUCACCCAUUGGUGUGACUUGGAGGGUAUAUGAACUGAUAUUCUCGCUAAGAUACCCUAUACAACCAGUGAUGAUUACGAAGAUAUAACCGAUAUUCAAGCUAUUCACUAUCAGUUACCGCACAACCAUGUGGUGGUUUUAAGGGUUUUAAAGAGUAUUCACUCUUCUUUUGCCGCACUUUCUUGAAUUUGGGUGACAUUUGGCGAGGCAUUAAAGACCAUCGACGUGCAGUAUUUGCCAUCGACGUUUCCAAACAGUGGUCCUUGGUUACCAAAUUAGCAUGAACUCGUUAGCAGUUGUAAAAAUAGAUGUAAUUCUACAUAGACAAGUAUAUCCGCACUGCAUUCGCUUUUCCGAUACAUUGCACCGCGAGGUUUUAGCCGGCUCUAACUUAUAGAACGUUGAUCAGCCUCUCCAUAAUUAUUGUUUACCUUUGAAAAUACAACGAUCUAAUCAAAAUAUAUUAAUUCAAUUGCAAUACGUGAUUAAAAGUAUUUAAUUUGCUUGCUUGGGUGAGUGGAUGUAAAAAGUGCUUCUUAGGGCUUGUUAUUUUCCAACAGUGCUUUGCGGUCCCAAGGCAACUCUUAUCUCGCAUUGUACAGUUGCUCGUAUUUUGGAGGCCUUGAGCGACUUAGUUAUGGAUGGGUUAAAAUUGGCCGUGCAUUCUACUAUGAAAUAAAAUCUUAAAAAUGUCAA
Molecule: messenger RNA, 2542 nt
Organism: Nematostella vectensis (starlet sea anemone)
Lineage: Eukaryota; Metazoa; Cnidaria; Anthozoa; Actiniaria; Edwardsiidae
Exons: 4
Coding region: 598-1569 (323 amino acids)
Molecular function (GO): oligosaccharide binding
Source: RefSeq, a predicted model, not a curated record